Protopterus annectens (West African lungfish) is the source of this 2538-nucleotide messenger RNA. RefSeq names its product OS9 endoplasmic reticulum lectin (gene OS9). Gene Ontology annotation, cellular component: endoplasmic reticulum lumen. Bases 124 to 2196 code for a protein of 690 amino acids. NCBI's taxonomy places the organism in Eukaryota, Metazoa, Chordata, Ceratodontiformes, Protopteridae. The record is from RefSeq and is a predicted model, not a curated record. Gene Ontology annotation, biological process: endoplasmic reticulum unfolded protein response; retrograde protein transport, ER to cytosol. The transcript is spliced from 15 exons.
AAGAGACAUUACACUGGCCAAUCGGUGCGUUUAAAGUUGUGGGACAAACUAUUUUCAAUAAUGGCAACGAGUUGAAGAGAAAAGGACGGAGCUUUUUCGGCAGUCAUCUAAGGAUUUACAAAUAUGGGGUUUGCAGUACCUUUUGUAUUAUUGGUUUCUUUCUUUACAGUCUUGGCUUCUGCUUUUCUGAAUAUUGAUGAACUGAACGAAAUGAAGUAUGGUAUCGAGAUAUUUUCUGAGCCGGUUAUUAAAGGGCAGAGUAAAUCUAAUGAUGUCGUCAUGGUGUCAUCAAAGUACAGGCAGGAGUAUGAAUGCAGAUUACCAGCUCAAGCUGUAAAAUUCCACCAGGUUGUAGACGAAGACUCAGAAAGUUAUUCUGGACAGGAGAUCUCAGAUUUGCUUCGACCUAUGAGUCCUGCACCUUGUCUUGUAAAGACAAAAGACUGGUGGACAUACGAGUUUUGCUAUGGAAAGCAUGUGAAGCAGUAUCACCUGGAAGAUUCAGAAGUUAAAGGUGAUACAAUAUACCUUGGUUACUAUGAGUCAGAAUUUGACUGGAACAAUGAAACUGCAAAGGCAUCAAAACAACAUAGACUGAAACGGUAUCAUAGCCAGGCUUACAGUAAUGGAUCAAAGUGCGACUUGAAUGGAAGAGCUCGAGAAGCAGAAGUGAGGUUUAUGUGUGAGGAAGGCUCUGGAGAUUACAUAGCUCGGGUAGAUGAACCACAGUCUUGUUCUUAUGUUGUCACAGUGCAUACCACUCGCAUCUGCCACCAUCCUUACCUACGACCUCCGUCUGCUACAAAGCCUCAGCCUAUCAAAUGUUACCCUGCUCUCAGUCCAGAGCAGUAUGUGGAGUAUGUUCAUAUGCAAGUCUCUGAUACUAAACGUAAAGUAGAGCAGAUAUCUGAAGAAUUGAAGACCUUAGAUGAGAUGUUGGUGAAGGACCAGAAUUUGGGUGGUGAUAGCCAACCAUUUGCAACUCAAGAACAGUCUAUAACAGAGGCACACAAUGGAGAUGAGGAGAUACUAAAGCUUGAAGAAUCCUAUGAAACCAAUGUAGACACAUCAGAGAAUGAAGAAGAAAUGGGUCUGGAGAGUAGUGAUGUUGAUUAUAGCAGUUGGGAUGAACCACCAGUGAAACCAGAUCUUGAGAAUGUUGAUGCAUUAAAUGAAGAAGAAGUUCAGGUUGAAGAUCCUCUUGAAUCAUUAUCUUUAAAUAAUGAUGAAGAAGCAGAAGGCUUUGGACAGGAAAAGUUUAACUUCAAGGUUAUUAGAGGCCCAGAUGAUCUUGUUAAAUUUAUCCAGGAGCUGAAAGAAACCGCAAACAAGAAGUCAAAAAAAGAUGGUGCGGCUAGUGAUGCUGCAACAUUUGAGGGAACACCUUCUGCAGACACUUCACAGGAGAAGCAAAACCAGGAGUUACAUGAUGGUGAGGAAGGUGAAGGCAGUGAUGCUGAAGAUGCUGCUCUUAUCAAUGAAUUUGAAAAAGAGUUGCAAGAUGUCCAUUUGCCAAAAUCUGAGAUCUCUAGAAUCCAGCACGAUGUAAAAGCACAAAUGGAAAAAGAGUUUGAUAAUAUUAUUGACGAGGCCCAGGAAGAGCUUCAAGCAGAGGGUCUGAAAGGGGAAUAUGAUCGAAAUCAAGCUUCAAAAAGUCUUGCAUCUACAUUAAAUAGGUUGAUUGAUAAACUGGAUAAGAAGGAGGUGGACAAUAGAGAAGAGGAAGAGGAGGAUCCAACCAGAGGAAGCCCUGGUCGUUUACCAAAACAGAGAAGUGAUGGAGACACUGAAAAUCGUGUUAAAAUCAGAGUAACUAGAAUUAAGCCAGGCAGCGCCCUGCAGAAAGAAAUGAAGGUGAGAGAAAUGAGCGGUGAGGAACCUCAUCUCCGGCAAAUUGAGAAAGUGGUUAAAGAGCAGCUGGAAAAAUCUGGACUGAAAGCCGAAGGUAAAAUUGAAGUAAAGAUCAUAACAACUGGUUCAUUUGGAGAUGAAGAAGAUUUUCACUGGCUAUCUGAUGAGGAGACAAAGUCAUUCAAGGAACUUUUAAUUAAUUUAUUGACUGGAGGCACUGAAGAGGCUUAUAAAGAGCGACAGAGGCAACAGCGAAUGGAAGAUAAUUACCGUUUUGUAUGGGGAAAGAACCAGGAAGAGGCACAGUCUCCUAGCAGCACAGAUUCUGAUGAAAUGGACUUCUAAAAAUAGAAUUAAAAGCAUUUGUAUCUCCUGUACAGUGCCAGUGAAACAGACUUUAUCACUGCUGUUUUUAAGCAGUGUGGCCUGCAGCAUACUAGGGUACAUUUUUUCAGCCUCACAUCAUUUUUCUGUCUUAAAGUUUACUGGUUCUCUGCAUUCUCAGCAAAGUGCUAGCAAUGUUACAAACCACAACUGAUUUAUGAUGAAAAAAAAAUAUUCUAAUUGUCAAGGCCUGCAAAACUACACAAGUACUAUUUUGAAUAGUCUGUUUCAUACUGCUAGCAUUUUGCUUUUGCUUCAUCCAAAGUAAGUAAAGAGUUUUAAUAAAUUUCAUGUUGGCUCAUU